UCUAGGGUUUCCUAUCGCCACCUUUCCUACUAUACAUAUAUCAUCUUCUUCUCUAUUCCUUUCCUUCAGUAUAUAAGCAGACGCGUUCUAGCUUCCUUUCUUCUAUAAUAGCAUAGCAUAUAAGAAAAUCAAUUUGAAAUCCUUAGGUUUAUUUAUUUAUUUAUUUAUAAAUCUGGUAUCUGGUUUUCUAUUAUCACUAGUCGAUUAGGGUUUUGUUUCGUUUAGUUAGAUCUGAUUAAUCGAUCUUGUUCAGUUAGAAAUCGUUGAAAAAUAAUUUUUUCUCCGUGAUUUGAUUUGAAGCGAAAUAAAUUUAAGAUAUGAAGCGAUCCAGGAAAUCGAACAGGGUAACGUGGGCACCAGGUCUUAAUCUUUGUCAGGUAAAGCUAUUUCUAGUCGAGGACUGUCCUUCAAAAGUUGGCACGCAAACUCAGGAUCAUCUGCAAAAGAAGGGCUCAUGCAUGUUGCAUCAUUUGCCUGGUAAGGAAAUUAGUGACCUUCCCCCUGGGUUUGGAGACAGUCAUUUGAAUCAUUUGAAAGAGAAAUCAUCCAACAUUCCUAGGAUUGCAUGGAAGUGUCCUCCCAAAGUGGUUCUGAGUCACAACUGGCAUGUUGCAGCUGGUGAAGAAAGUACUGAGGCUGAGGCUCAAAAAGUCAGGGAAAUAAGAGUGCUUGAAGCUGUUUUUCCACGUCAGUCAGCCAUUCCUCCUAGUCCCUCUAUUUCAUUGGACGUAGAAGAGGAAUUUUACAAUGAUAACUUCACUCCAAGGAUCCCGGUCACUCCUAUUGAAGAAGGGGUGGUUGUAGAUUUACCAUCUGAUUUAUCAGCACCUCUGAACACCUUGUCAAACCCCCAGUUGCCAGCAUUUCCUCGGGAUCUUGUAUCAGUCCCAAACUCUGCUGAACGUGACACCCCUGUUCUAGAACCACCUGCAAGUGAAAAACCCAAGCUUGGAGUAUUACCUGAUCUGGGUGCUGAUGUAGUAACGGCUGCUUCUGCUGCUGUAACUGCAAUUAUGAAAAGCAUGGAGAAGGGAAGCUUGAUUGAUACUGGUCUGCUUGUUAAAAUAUUGAAUGACCCAGAAAUGAUUGACAAACUGAUUAAUGGUCGUGAAGCACCACUCAGUAUGACCAGGACACCCAUGCUUGUUUCGAAGCCAGUAACCAAGUCAAUUCUCCCAUCCUGUCCAAAACCUAAUGUGACUUUCGCAACAUCUACUGAUGGAAACUUCCAUUUUUUACCUAUUGGGUCGCAACCUCCAUCAAAACCAGUGGCAACAUCAGUCUUCCCUUCCUGUCACAAAUCUACCAUGCUUUCAGUGCCAAUGCCUGCCAAUGGAAGUUUGCAACCCCCAACUGGAGAGGUGCAGCCAACAGUAACUAGGCUGCCACCACAACCUGACACGAAUCCAAUUCCUGGAUCAAAGCCAACUGCCUCAAUAUCAUUAGCCAGACAGCAAUCCGUCAAUAUAUCCAUACCUAAGCCAGCAGUCUCAAACAUGUAUACAAAGCCUGAUCAGGUGCAAUCUACGGUGAGUAGUAUCCCUGCCCAACUAGCUCCGAAAUCAUUCGCUGAAUUGAAACCCAACCCAAACCCAAUCUACGGUGGUACUCUUCAAGCUAAUGCAGUGUCCACGAAAACCAACCCUGUAAAGGAUAUCAACUACAUUAAGGACCUGAUUAGGGAACAUGGAUCUGACAAGCAUAACGAACAUAUGUCGUAUAACGGACCUCAUGCUACUAAUCACAUACUAAUAAAGGAAUUCGGACAAAAUAACUUGAGACCCAAGUUUCAGAAGCCUUGCAUGUAUUAUAGAAGUCCAAAAGGAUGCCGGAAUGGCUCCAAUUGUCCCUAUCAACAUGAUUUGUCAUUCCAGUUUCAAACCGGUGGCAACUUGGAGGCCCCAUACGCUAAGAGAAUGAAAUUAGAUGGGGAAAUUACUGGGAGGACGUAAAUCAAGUUUGGCCUGCUUUUUAACUUUGGCAAGAUAGUGUAAAUGGUAGGGGGUUUCUGGACAACGUUUUUCUGUAGGUUUUGUACAUACGUGGGGAAAGAGAAGAAAAAAAAAACAAAAAAGAGAUAGAAUUGGUAGCUUUGAAACUCGUUUUUUAUUUUUGAGAAUUUUUAAUUCAAGGGUUAAAAGUUUAAUGGAA
This is a messenger RNA of Ricinus communis (castor bean), 2151 nucleotides long. RefSeq names its product zinc finger CCCH domain-containing protein 6. The transcript has 4 exons. Lineage: Eukaryota; Viridiplantae; Streptophyta; Magnoliopsida; Malpighiales; Euphorbiaceae. The record is from RefSeq and is a predicted model, not a curated record. The coding region runs from base 318 to 1952 and encodes 544 amino acids. Gene Ontology annotation, molecular function: metal ion binding.